Molecule: messenger RNA, 1511 nt
Organism: Lactuca sativa (garden lettuce)
Lineage: Eukaryota; Viridiplantae; Streptophyta; Magnoliopsida; Asterales; Asteraceae
Product: IAA-amino acid hydrolase ILR1-like 4
Biological process (GO): auxin metabolic process
Cellular component (GO): endoplasmic reticulum
Molecular function (GO): IAA-Ala conjugate hydrolase activity
Source: RefSeq, a predicted model, not a curated record
GUUUUUCCAUUUUAGAUAUCGUCCGUCAAAAAUUUCUCAAAAGAUGAACCUUUCCCUCAUAAUCUUCAUCACUCUUCAUCUUAUUCGUCCAUCCUUUUCAAAACUCUUCCAUGGAGACGACGAUCAUCAAACCAGUUGCAUAAACCCAUUUCUGGAUCAUCAAAAUUCUUCAUUGAAAGAUCAUAUACUAAAGCUGUCAAAUCAUGUCGAAACAGCCGAGUGGAUCAAGAAAAUAAGAAGGGAAAUUCAUGAAUACCCGGAACUCGCUUUUGAAGAAUUUCGCACAAGCUCCAUUAUCCGGCGAGAACUGGAGAAGAUGAGUAUUGGGUACCGGUGGCCCGUUGCCAAUACCGGAGUAGUUGCCCGGGUUGGCUCCGGUUUACCGCCGUUUGUCGCACUUAGAGCAGAUAUGGAUGCUUUACCCAUUCAGGAACUGGUGGAAUGGGAGCAUAAAAGCAAGAUUGAUGGUAAAAUGCAUGCUUGUGGACAUGAUGCACAUGUCGCAAUGCUUCUUGGUGCUGCCAAAAUCUUGAAACAACUCGAGACCGAAUUACAGGGCACUGUGGUAUUGAUAUUUCAACCAGCUGAAGAACAAGGAGAAGGAGCAAAACAGAUGAUCAAAGAAGGUGUUCUUGACAAAGUGGAGGCCAUUUUCGGCCUUCAUUUAGUCCUCUCCUCCGAUACCGGUGUAGUUGCGUCUAGAUCCGGCGACUUCUUGGCGGGGUGUGGCUUUUUCAGGGCGGUGAUCCAUGGCAAAAGAGGUUCUCAAGAUUCCGUCGAUCCAAUUUUGGCUGUUUCGGCAUCUAUAAUUAGCUUACAACAUAUUGUAUCUCGAGAGGCUGAUCCAUUAGAUAUGCCUGUUGUUUCUGUAACAAUGGUGGAUGGUGGAACUGGGCUUAAUGCAAUUCCAGAUUCAGUCUCCAUUGCUGGAACUUAUAGAGCUGUUAGCAAAAAGAGCUUCUAUGCACUUGCAGAAAGAAUACAAGAGGUGAUAAAAACUCAGGCAUCUGUAUAUCGUUGUUCAGCUACAAUUGACUUUGAAGGUCCGAUUGUCUCUCCAACUGUUAACGACGAGAGGAUAUAUGAGCAUGUAGUGAAAGUAUCGGAGAUGAUCGUCGGAAAACAGAAUAUAGAGGUGGCUCCUCCGAUCAUGGGAAGUGAAGAUUUUGCGUUUUAUUUGGAAAAGAUUCCGGGGACUUUAGCUUUUCUCGGGAUAAGAGAUGAGAAGAAGGCGAUCAUCCAUUCGCCGCAUAGCCCUUAUUAUGCGGUUCAUGAAGAUGUGCUUCCAACAGGAUCUGCGCUUCAUGCUGCUUUUGCUUAUACAUAUCUUUUGAAGACAUCAACAAAUGUCUGUGUUUCCUAGUUGUGUGUGUGUGUUUUUUUUUUUUUUUUUUGAAUUAUAAAACGUCAAAGGACUCAUUUUGUGAAUUAUAAAAGACUGCAAUAGUUGAAUAAUGAAUAUUACUUUACACCAAUGUAAAAAUUAAAGAAAACGAUAUAUUUAUGGUCCA